GGUGCAUAUACCUAUACUAUAUAGGUAUACACGAUACAUUAUUUACGCCGUACGCAUGUGCACAUGUGUUCGCGGUGUUGCAUGCAUGUCAAGAUUCUGCGUAAAACUGCAUCAGCCACCACGUACUUAUUAUUUGUUUUGAUGCGAAAAACUGGCAAGCAGUCCGGUGUUUUUAACGAUGUAAAGUGUUAAAUUUCGAUAUAGAAUUGUGCAAAAUGCCAGUUAACUGCUGUAUUCCCAGAUGUAAAUCGAGUCGGGAAGUGCAUCUACCGGACUUUAAAAUCUCUUUUCACAAGUUGCCAUCAAGAAUUGAAGAUAAGCAACAAUGGGUUGAAAUAAUUAAGAAAAAAUGCAACUAUGAGGUUAAAAAAACCUCUUAUGUAUGCAGUUUGCACUUUCAGUCAGAUUGUUUUCAAUAUGGUGGGCUUUGUGUUAAUAGAAUGUUGAAAAAAGGGUCUGUCCCUUCAAUAUUUUUCUCUGAUGUUAAGAUCUCAAAUGAAAAAAAGAUUGAAAACAAGAAAAAACUGGAUGUAAAUAAUAUUAAUUUUAAUAAUAUGAUCUCAUCACCAGAAGAAAAACUACAAAGGGUGCCAACAGAAUUAAGCGUACAAAAUACUACUUCUAAUAAGAGGGUUGUUAAAUGCCAUUCUGAUAAAGGCACACAGACAGAAGAGUGCAAAGUGAAUUUACAUGAUAAACCUACUACUUUGAUAAAUAUGAGUAGGAAUAGUAGGAUGCAUCUCAUCAAUAUAGACCUGGCACAAGUUGAAUGCUCUGUACAAGUUAGAAACCUUCUUCACAGAGCAAAGAAAGAAAUCAUUGAUAGCAGGAGGAGAAUUAGAACUUUGCAGAUGAAUAAGUACAGAUUGUUGAAGAGAGUCAAUUCUUUUAAAUUGCUAUUGAAAAAUUCAAGGAGGCAAGCUUCUAUGACCACAGCUGCAUCAAGUGCUCUAGAUCAUUGUUACUCCUCAAAACGCAAAGAUUAAAUAUCAACCAUACGAGAAUGUGGGAAAAGGUAUAAAAAGUAUACCUGCGCUCGUUUUGCCGAUAUUAGCGGUAAAAAUCAACCAAUAAAAUCGAGGCUAACAAUUUUAUUUUCCAAUGGUAAUACUGUUGGAUAUAAUUUCAAGGAAAACCCCAUUAUGAGUCAUUAUAUUAUUUUGUUAAUCAUAUAUAUAUAUAUAUAUAUAUGUAAGUAUAUAUGAUGUUGUGAUAUGAUCUAUUUAGAAUGUAAAUUUAUAUUUCAAAUAAAAAGAUUGACGUUAA
This is a messenger RNA of Nasonia vitripennis (jewel wasp), 1266 nucleotides long. RefSeq names its product THAP domain-containing protein 2. Lineage: Eukaryota; Metazoa; Arthropoda; Insecta; Hymenoptera; Pteromalidae. The transcript is spliced from 6 exons. The record is from RefSeq and is a predicted model, not a curated record. The coding region runs from base 216 to 986 and encodes 256 amino acids.